Molecule: messenger RNA, 4019 nt
Organism: Myotis daubentonii (Daubenton's bat)
Lineage: Eukaryota; Metazoa; Chordata; Mammalia; Chiroptera; Vespertilionidae
Gene: ROBO4
Product: roundabout guidance receptor 4
Biological process (GO): cell-cell adhesion
Molecular function (GO): protein binding
Source: RefSeq, a predicted model, not a curated record
CUCAGAGCUGCUUCCCUCUGGGGCAGUCUCGGCCACAAACAACCACCAACGGCCUGCCCGCCCCUCCCCUCCCUGUGAGCUCAGAGCCGCAAGACAAAGUGCUGGGGACCAGGACAGAGACCUGAGAGCAGCCAUGGGCUCCGGAGGAGCGGGUCUCCCUGGGGUCCGGUGGCCCCUGCCUCUCCUGCUUCUGUUCAUGGGUGAGUGCACGGCUCAGGACUCCCCACCCCAGAUCAUAGUCCACCCACAGGACCAGCUGCUCCAGGGCCCCGAGCCCGUCCAGAUGAGCUGCCAAGCCUCAGGCCAGCCGCCUCCCACCAUCCACUGGCUGCUGAAUGGGCAGCCCCUGAGCAUGGAGCCCCCAGACACACACCAGCUCCUACCUGAUGGAACCCUGCUGCUGCACUGGCCCUCCACCCAGGCUCAGGCCCGCAACAACCAGGCCCUAUCCACGGACCUGGGCAUCUACACAUGUGAGGCCAGCAACCGGCUGGGCACAGCGGUGAGCCGCGGCGCUCGGCUGUCUGCGGCUGUCCUUCAGGAGGAUUUCCGGGUCCAGCCCCAGGAUACAGUGGCCACGGUGGGCGAGCAGGUGAUCCUGGAGUGCUGGCCACCCUGGGGCUACCCAGAGCCCACGGUCUUGUGGUGGAAGGAUGAGAAACCCCUGGCCCUCCAGCCGGGGCGGCACAGGGUGUCCAGUGGCUCCUUGCGGAUGCUAAGAGCAGAGAAGAGUGACUCGGGGACUUAUAUGUGUGUGGCCACCAACAAUGCGGGACAGCGGAAGAGCCGGGCAGCCAGGGUGUCUGUCCAGGAGCCUCUGGAGCUUCUGGCCGUGCGCAUUCAGCUGGAAAACGUGACCCUGCUGAACCCGGGUCCCUCCAAGGGCACCAAGCCUGCGCCUGCCGUGUGGCUCAGCUGGAAGGUCAGCGGCCCUGCUGCCCCUGCCCAGUCCUACACGGCGCUAUUCAGGACCCAGCCGGUGCCAGGAGGCCAGGGAGCUCCGUGGGCAGAGGCCCUGCUGGCUGGCUCGCAGAGCGCAGAGCUCGGGGGCCUCCGCUGGGGCCAAGACUACGAGUUCAAAGUGAGACCGUCCUCCGGCCGGGCUCGGGGCCCUGACAGCAACGUGCUGCUCCUGAGGCUGCCUGAGCAAGUGCCCAGUGCCCCUCCCCAGGAGGUGACCCUAAAAUCGGGCAAUGGCAGCAUCCUUGUGAACUGGGUCCCACCACCUGCUAAAAACCACAAUGGCAUCAUCCGUGGCUACCAGGUGUGGAGCCUGAGCAACACCUCAUGGCCCCCAACCAACUGGACAGUGGCCGGUGAGCAGACCCAGCUGGAGAUUGCCACCCAAACGCCAGGUUCCUACUGUGUGCAGGUGGCUGCCGUCACCGGCGCUGGGUAUGGGGAGCCCAGUAGCCCCGUCUGCCUCAUUUUAGAGCAGACCAUGGAGCGAGCCACCCGAGAGCCCAAAGACCCCGGCCCAUGGAUCCUGGAGCAGCUGAGAGCAACGUUGAAGCGUCCAGAGGUCAUUGCCACCGGGGCUGUCCUGCUCUGGCUGCUGCUGCUGGGCACCACUGUGUGUAUCCACCGUCGGCGCCGCACUGGGGUGCACCUGGGCCCAGGUCUGUAUAGAUAUACCAGCGAGGACGCCAUCCUAAAACACAGGAUGGACCACAGCGACUCCCCCUGGCUGGCAGACACUUGGCGAUCCACCUCCUGCUCUCGGGACCUGAGCAGCAGCAGCAGCCUAAGCAGCCGGCUGGGAGCGGACCCCCGGGACCCACUAGACUGCCGGCGCUCCUUGAUCUCCUGGGAUCCCCGCAGCCCUGGGGUGCCCCUGCUUCCCGACACCCGCACUUUUUAUGGCUCCCUCAUCGCUGAGCUGCCUUCCAGCCCCCCAGCCCGGCCAAGCCCCCAGGCCCCAGCUCUCAGGCACCUCCGGCCCCAGCUGGCCCGGCUCUCCAGCCCCUGGCCCAGUUCCGACAGCCUCUGCAGCCGCCGGGGGCUCUCUUCCCCUCGCUUCUCUGUGGCCCCCGCAGAGGCUUGGAAGGCCAGAAAGAAGCAAGAGCUGCACCAGGCCAACAGCUCCCCGCUGCUCCGGGGCAGCCACCCGAUGGAGCUCUGGGCCUGGGAGGCAGGAAAUAAAGGCUCCAAGAACCUUUCCCAAAGCCCAGGCUAUUGUUCCCCAGGACCUGUGCCCCGAACUCUGGUUGCCUGGCGGGCCCUGGGACCGCAGAUCCUCAGCUCCUCCAGCGAGCUGACUUGCCCUCUCCCGCCAGCACCCCUCUCUUCUCAUGAACCCCCCACUCAGAAUCAACAGACCCAGCAUGUGGCAGAGCCCCGAGCUCCCUCCCCCCACCCCCUGUCAGCAGCCCCCAUCCCCACCUGUAGGCCCUCCAGUACCGCCAGCCACUCCAGCCACCAGGCCUCCUCCCUGUCCGGUCCCAGCCCAACCUCCAGUCGCCUGUCCAGCUCUUCGCUGUCAUCCCUGGGGGAGGAUCAAGACAGUGUGCUGACUCCUGAGGAGGUGGCCCUGUGCCUGGAGCUCAGUGAGGGUGAGGAGACCCCCAGGAACAGCGUCUCUCCUAUGCCAAGGGCUCCUUCACCCCCCAGCACCUACGGGUACAUCAGCGUUCCCACAGCUUCAGAGCUGGCAGACAUGGGCAGAGCUGCCGGAGGGGUAGGGUCCGAGGUGGGGAGUUUGCUGUGCCCACCUCGGCCCUGCCUCACCCCCACCCCCAGUGAGGGCUCCCUGGCCAAUGGCUGGGGCUCAGCCUCCGAGGACAACGCCCCCAGUGCCAGAGCCAGCCUGGUCAGCUCCUCGGACGGCUCCUUCCUGGCCGAUGCCCACUUCGCACGGGCCCUGGCAGUGGCCGUGGACAGCCUUGGCUUUGGUCUGGAGCCCAGGGAGGCAGACUGCGUCUUCACAGGAGCCUCAUCGCCUCCCUCCCCCCGGGAUGACCGCUUGCUGACUCGCACCCUCUCCCUGCCCCUGUGGGAGUGGAGGUCAGACUGGCUAGAGGACCUGGAGAGCAACCACAUCCAGCGACUGGGCAGAGGGCUGCCGCCCUGGCCCCCCGACUCUUAGAACUCUCCCCAGAGAAGCCAUCUCAGCUGCGCUGCCCCCAAGGCUGGCCAGACUCGUCCUGAGGCAUGUCCCCGAGACUCCCCACCCCAGCCCCCCAAGAAGAGACUCAGAACUCCCUCUCCUAUCAGCCACGGGCCCUGAGGAGGGCUGGGCCCUGGACUGCAGAUCUUGGUCGGUGCAUCUCUACCCUUGGGUACAUCUGGCCUCCAGGAGAGCUCGCCCUCCUUGACCGUGAAAAGGAAUGAAGCAACACAAUCACAGCAAAGCAGACCCGGAGCCCCUGGAGCGGAGAAUGGUCUCCACCUGGCGCCUUGCUUGUCCUUGGCUCUGCCCAACCCCACAACCAAACUGUCUGGCUUAAGGAGCAGCCCAUCUCCUGCUCUCCCAUCCACGGGGAUCAUGAGACAUGGGGGAGCCAGGGGUCUUUCUGGGGGGCAGCGGCAGCUUGUGGGGGUGGGCCGUGGAGGAAGGAGCUCCUCAAGCCUCCCUUCAGCCUCACUGGACUGUGUUCCGUAGAGGGGCUCCACCCCCACCCCCCCCACCCCCACACACACACCAUGUAAAGGAGAUGCAGAGCAGAGCCCUGAGCCACAAGGCCCAACCCAGCACCAGGGCAAAGUCGCAGGCGGACCAGGGAGGGAGCUCCAGGGCGGGAGGAGCGGAAUGGGGACAAAACCACCCUCCCCACACUGCUGUCAAGUGAGCCCAAGGAAUUAAUACUAUGACAUGGCAAUGCCCUGAGUUCCGUGAGCCCUUUUCCCAGAGCGUCGUUGCGGGGUGGAGGGGGGCACGUGGAGACAGAGAAAGAAUUGCCUGAACUGGAAGGGAGCAGACAUUCGCUGACACUGGGCCAUGUCACUCCUCCCUGUCCAGGAACUAAGGGGAGAAUUAUGUUCACCCAUCCGAUUGGAAGCAGGACCCAGGCAAGGGAGGG